AUGGCAGCAGACGAGGCGGCUUCCUUGCCGGUGAUGGCAGUCACUGCUGCGGUUGGGGCCAUUGUUUUACUCUUUGCCCUUCUAUGCAAUGUUAUCCGACGUGACAGGGCAGGCAAGAACGAUGGAGAAGACAAUAAGUCAAGCAAGGCAGAGGAAGCUUCUAGUGGUGACAGAGCAGAACAUGGCAAGAAAGUACAGAAAACUGCAGUGAAAGCAACCAAGAAGGCAGCACAUGUCCCAUUUUCCCAUGCCUGGCUGUCGAGUACACUCAAAGGUCAUAGUAGUCGUAUUGUGGCACUGGACUUCAGCCCCAAUGGGAAGUAUAUGAUUUCUGCGUCUGAAGACAGAGCUCUGAUGUUGUGGAGUGUUAAAGAAUUCCAGCAGAAAGAUCACAAGUACAUUCGAGGGAAUGUUGAUUUGGAUUCUGCAACAAAUGUGGCUUUUAGUCCAGACUCCAAAGCUUUCAUUGUGAGUCUAGCUAAUGAAAAUGCAGUGAGAAUAUUCCGUUUGGGAAAGAAAGAGGACACAAGCCACAGUGUGAGCAUAAACCCAGCAGUCACUUUUCCUAAGAAGCACAGUGCAGACAUCAUUGGAGUUGGUAUUUCUUCCAGCGGACGGUUUAUCAUGACCUGCCAUAGUGACACAACCAUACUCAUCUGGGAUUUGAAAGGUGAAGUUCUGGCAACAAUUGACACUCACCAGAUGAGCAACUCAUGUGGGAAAGUUUCUCCAUGUGGACGAUUCGUGGCUUCUUCAGGUUUCACACCAGAUGUGAAAGUUUGGGAAGUAGUGUUUGAUAAAUCUGGCAGCUUCCAAGAAGUGAAGAGGGCGUUUGAGCUGAAAGGUCAUGGUGCAGGUGUCUACUGUUUUAGCUUCAACAAUGAUUCCAGAAGAAUGGCGUCUGUAUCAAAAGAUGGUACAUGGAAAUAUUGGGACACUGAUGUACGGUAUGAACAGGGACAAGACCCAAAACUUCUGUUUUCUGGCUCUUUGGCCUUUGAGGGCCCUAUGAAGAUUGCUUUGUCUCCUGACGGAAGAACCGUUGCAGUUGGUGCCUCUACUAGCAUUUCUUUCUGGGAUGCACUGUCUGGAAAGGAGGAGAACAUACUAGAGAAUGUUCAUGCAGAUCCAAUGACCACACUUAGUUUUGACAACAGCGGUCGCUACCUGGUGACAUCUGGAGGCAAGCAUGUCCAGGUGAUACAUAAUGUGACUGGAUAUAGAGCCACAAUUGCAGACGUGGAGGACAGAUUGAAGUCUGCUUCUGGGCCUGGGAUGAAGGAGCGGCUCAGACAACAGCUUAAUGAUGCCAGAGAAGCAUUGCAGACCAUAUUAUCUGGUUCGGGUGAAGCUACUACAGACAGCCAGUAA
Messenger RNA from Candidula unifasciata, 1371 nucleotides. The record is from the annotation of a GenBank genome assembly. NCBI's taxonomy places the organism in Eukaryota, Metazoa, Mollusca, Gastropoda, Stylommatophora, Geomitridae.